Molecule: messenger RNA, 1269 nt
Organism: Magnusiomyces paraingens
Lineage: Eukaryota; Fungi; Ascomycota; Dipodascomycetes; Dipodascales; Dipodascaceae
Exons: 1
Coding region: 1-1269 (422 amino acids)
Biological process (GO): proteolysis
Molecular function (GO): aspartic-type endopeptidase activity
Source: RefSeq, a predicted model, not a curated record
AUGAAAUUUACUACUUCUGCUGUUAUCGCUUUUGCCACCUUGGUCUUAGGUGCCCCAACAAGAAUUUUUCAAGAAGUUGAAGAUGGAGAUGAUAAUAUCCCUGGUGUUUUGUCUUUGGACAUGACUAAGUUCGAAACCCCUCCAGAAAGUGAGGCCCUUCGUGCUUCAAUGCUUGCCCAAAUUCAAGGAAAUGAAAAUUAUUCUGGUCCUCUUGCUGCCGAUUUGAUGAAUCAAGUUACUCAUUAUUCGGUUAACAUAGGUAUCGGUUCUGGCAACAAAAAGUAUCCUCUCUUAAUUGAUACUGGAUCGUCUGAUUUUUGGGUUUCAAAUGUCACUUCAGUUGUGGAAGUACCUUAUGACUAUUUUGGUGAUCGAUCUAAAACUGUAUCCAGCAAGCCAUUUCACAUUGACUAUGUCAAAGGAUCAAUGGAUGGAUUUUGGGCAAAAAACUCUAUGUUUUUAGGCCGUCAGAUUGACAAUAUUGAUUAUGCAAUUGUGACGCAUGGUCAAGAUGCACCCAAAAUUAGACAGAGCUCGGGAAUUUUGGGAACUUCAUAUUCCUAUAAAGGAGCAAAAAACUUACCAGAACGUUUGGCUUCUGACGGUGUUAUCAACAAAAAUGCAUACUCAUUGUCACUCGUUGACUACAAUGGAGCAAAUGGUAAUAUUCUUUUUGGUGGAGUUGAUCAUUCUAAGUAUACUGGUCAGCUAUAUACGCUUCCUCGAGCUGACAUUCCUGAUUACAAAGUCAAGACCUUGUCAGUUAAACUGUCAUCAAUUACCAUAGAUGGUAUAACAACAAAUUUUGACAAUGGUGGAAUUGUGACUCCCCUGGACACUGGAACUUCCGUUUCUUACCUGCCUCCUAAUAUCUACAAUCAGCUUGCACAAGCUUUUGGAGUCUCUAGCUUUUACUCAUCUAUUUAUGGCGCCCCAAGCUUUGACGUUUCCCGUUAUGGAAACAAGGAAGUGACAUUUGAUUUUAACGGAGCCAAAAUCAAAGUCAAAGGAUCAGAUUUGGCUAUUAGUUUCCGAGAUUUGACAGGUGUCGAUAGAGGCAACAUUAAAAUCUUUGGCCUUUUCAGUAAUGAAAACUCAAAAGGCAUUAGCAUUCUUGGUGAUACAUUUUUGAGAUCAGCUUAUAUCGUGUAUGACCUUGAUGGUGAUACAAUUUCCUUGGCUCAGGCAAAUAAGACCCCUGGCAGACCAAUGAUUGAGCCAAUUGUGGACGCUGUUCCUCGUGCCAUCAAAUUGACCAAAUCUAUAUAA